UUUUCUCUAAAAUAGAGGAAAAAAAAAGAGUAACGACUUCUUCAGGUAUCUUUACGAACCCAUCAAUGGCGACAGAGUCCCCGAGCUCUGUUCGGAAAGUCGUUGUUCAUCUAAGAGCUACUGGAGGUGCUCCUAUACUCAAACAGUCUAAAUUCAAGAUUCCGGGGACUGAUAAAUUUGCUAAAGUGAUCGACUUUUUACGAAGACAACUUCAUUCGGACUCAUUGUUUGUCUAUGUGAACAGUGCUUUCUCGCCAAACCCUGAUGAAUCAGUAAACGAUCUAUACAGUAACUUUGGCUUUGACGGUAAACUGGUGGUUAACUAUGCUUUUUCAAUGGCAUGGGGCUAAAGCCGACGACGAGAAUACCACGGUGUUCUCAAGCCGGGGUCGCGCUAGAUGCUUGCUUUGUUGGAAAGAUGACCUUUCAGAAUAAAGUUGAUGUACAUAAUCUAGCAAUGGAAUUGAUAUACAUGUACAUAAAGACCAUAUCAAAAUUCAAAAAAUCAGACUUUAAUCUCGUCUUGGGCUCGUGUUGAGAUUCAAAAUCAAGAAAUAGAGAUAAGUUAUUUUCCUUCUUCCUCACCAAAACCAAUAAAAAGCAGUUUACUUUUGAGUGCGAC
Molecule: messenger RNA, 622 nt
Organism: Thlaspi arvense
Lineage: Eukaryota; Viridiplantae; Streptophyta; Magnoliopsida; Brassicales; Brassicaceae
Source: the annotation of a GenBank genome assembly